Molecule: messenger RNA, 1711 nt
Organism: Leptosomus discolor (cuckoo roller)
Lineage: Eukaryota; Metazoa; Chordata; Aves; Leptosomiformes; Leptosomidae
Source: RefSeq, a predicted model, not a curated record
AUGGCGUCUUCAGUACGAAAGCCAGUGAUGCCAACACCUGCCAUUACUGGAAAACAGCAAUGUCGGUGUGAAAUUUUGGUGGAAAAGAGAAUGUGCAGGAAGAUUUACUGUCUAUCUGCCAGCCUUUUCCUGAUCAGUUUUGGCCUUCCCAUGGGAACAGAACCGUACUCCACCUUUCCCAUUCUGCUGGAAAUUGUUGUCAUGGGGAUGUAUCAGAGGCAUAUCAUCUCUAUCAAAGGGAAAAAUAUAACUCCUGAAAGAAUACAGUGGGAAAAGAGGGAAUUCGAGUCUUAUAAUCUGGUGCACAAAUUGCAGGGGGCAUGGAAUGACAUUGCUGAGUUUGUACCUGCCACUCGAAGUGCACUCGCUCGUGACAGCCUCAACUUCUUGGCUGACAAAGUUGCAUCUAACUCAGAAGACAGAACUGUUAAUUUCCUUGUAAACAGAUUCCUUAAUUACAGAUUUGAGAAUGACAAGAUUCAGAAUAACUUACUACAAGGUGAGUUUUGGAAAAGCCACCUGUUAUUGAUGUUCCAGACAGAUGAGUUGAUGUGUACUGUGUUGCUCUGCUCCAUUGUGGGUGUUCACAAGAGACUGGAACUGAAGGAACUCUUGGCCUGGUUAAGGCUCAAGCCUUUGCCUUCUCCAGCACCUCCUUUGCCUGCACCAAAGAACCACCAGUCUGGUCAAGGGUUCGAGUGCACCUGUAACACUAUAGGACUGCAAGAUGAUUCACUUUGGACAUCGUUCUUUCUAUAUUUGGCCGCAUUUCCUGGAAAUACAAACUCUGAUAGUGUGGUCCGGCAUGAUUUACAACAUCUAGUUAUUGCUCGCUAUGUACGGAUAGUUCCUUUGGACUGGAAUGGAGAGGGCCAAAUUGGGUUAAGAAUUGAAGUCUAUGGCUGCUCCUAUUGGGCUGAUGUUAUCAAUUUUGAUGGCCAUGUAGUGUUACCAUACAGAUUCAGGAACAAGAAAAUGAAAACACUGAAAGAUGUCAUCUCUCUGAAAUUUAAGACCUCUGAAAGUGAAGGUGUAAUCUUCCACGGAGAAGGACAGCAAGGAGACUAUAUCACCUUGGAACUGAAGAAAGGCAAACUUGUUCUAAAUUUAAAUUUAGGCAGCAACCAGCUUGGUUCUAUUUAUGGCCACACAUCUGUGAUGACUGGCAGCCUCUUGGAUGAUCACCACUGGCACUCCAUCAUCAUAGAGCGCCACGGGAGGAAUAUCAAUCUGACCCUGGACAGACACGUGCAGCACUUCAGAACCAAUGGAGAAUUUGAUUACCUGGACCUAGAUUAUGAGAUAACCUUUGGAGGCAUGCCUUUUUCUGGGAAGCCCAGUUCUAACAGUAGGAAAAACUUCAAAGGCUGCAUGGAGAGCAUCAACUACAAUGGCAAUAAUAUCACUGACCUUGCCAAAAGGAAGAAAUUGGAACCCUCUAAUGUGGGGAAUUUAAGUUUUUCUUGUGUGGAGCCACAUACAGUGCCUGUCUUUUUCAACGCCACCAGUUACCUUGAGGUCCCUGGUCGUCCAAGCCAGGAUCUGUUUUCAGUCAGUUUCCUUUUCCGAACCUGGAACCCCAAUGGGCUUCUUGUCUUCAGCAACUUUGCAGAUGACCUGGGGAAUGUGGAGAUUAACAUAAAUGAGGGCAAAGUCAGUGUCCAUAUCAAUGUCACCCAACUGAAGAAGAAUCGAAUAGACAUCUCAUCAG